AGAUUCGUUCAACGCCAUUUUUUGUGCCUAGGCUUAUUUAUUUUCAUUUUUUUCAGGUGUUUUGCUAAGAUUUUUUCAACUCCAAAUUUGACUGAUGAUAUUUUCUUAUCGAACGUCUCCACGAACAGGUCAAUCGAUUCUCGUCGACUUGUUAGAAUUGAAUGUGGGAGAUAUCGAAUAAAGUGAGUUCACGUUCUCCACACUCAUUCGUAAGUGAUGAGGCACGAAUUGAUGUCACGGCCAGUCACAAUGUGAUAUCAACUGUCUCCUCGAGACAAUUCACCGAGAGGCAUUUAUUCCGCGUCGUUAGAUUAGCGAAGCCGAAAAAUUGACCAGAGGAUUUUGAUAAGAGCUUGUCGAUUCGACCAUUCGGGAAAGAGUCCAACCAUUCAGAAGAAUGAAUUCUACAAUGGCCCUGGCUGACAGUUUUCCAUCGUCUGAGCAGUUCGCCCUCAGGUGGAACAAUUUUUCAAAUAAUUUAUCUUCUGGCUUCUUGACACAUCUGAACAAUCAGGACCUGGUGGAUGUGACAAUCGCUGUUGAAGGACAACUUCUACAGGCACACAAGCUCGUUCUGUCGGUUUGUAGUAGUUACUUCCAGGAUAUUUUCAAGGCCAACCCCUGCCAGCAUCCGGUAGUGAUCCUCAAAGACAUGAGCUACGCCGAAGUCGAUGCACUUCUCAGGUUCAUGUAUCAAGGGGAAGUUAAUGUGAAACAAGAGGAGCUGGCCAGUUUCCUGAGAGUCGCUGAAACGCUCCAGGUCAAAGGUCUAACGCUCGACAAACAAAAUUUGAAGCACGUGCCCAACGACAAUGGGAGUCUCUCAAAUGGACUUGCAAAAUUCGAGAGCGAUUCUGAUAACAGUGGAAUAUCAGGGGACCAUAAUAAGUCGAAUAAGCAAGACAGAGUGACGAAGAAAAGACUCCAGACGAGUGGUUCUGCAAAUCCUUUGAAGAGAACACGUAGUUCUGGAUCAAGUGUCCAGAAUUCUGGGGAUCAGGGGAGUGUCAGGAGUCUCUCCCCGAAGAAUGAUGCACCCAGUGAUGAUGAUCAGCAGGAGACUGAUCCUGUGUGUGAUGUGUCGAUGAAUUCGACUGAAAAUGAUCUCCAGAAAACUGCGGAUGAUUCUAUCGACUUGACGAAAGAAGAUUUUGAAGACCAGGAUGAAACCAUUCCGACGAACAAUAGUGUGCGAGACGCAGAGGAAGAAAACGUGGAACCAGUGACUUAUAGACUAUCAGCCCGAGGUCGUCCUCAGCUCGUCCACGAGGGCUACGUUUACAAUUUAACAUCUCGUUCAGACGUGUUGAAUCGCUCGCAUUAUCGAUGUGCCGAGCAGCAUCGUGGCUGUCGUGGUAAAUGCGCUGUGAUAGCUGAGAGAUUCAUGCCAACUGGUGUUCAUGAGCACAAUCAUGCCCCGGGGUAUCAGUCCGAGCAGGAUUAUCGGAAGAAGAAGGCCUCGGAGACAGAUUGAAUCAUUAAAAUACGAGUAUUAACAUGAGUCAAGGGGAGAUCACUUGAAUCAUUCCAGUCUUAUGAAGAUUUUCAUACUAUUUUUGUACCUCCAAGGAUCCAAAACACGUGUGAUUGAAGUAGUUCAGUCACAGGUAGCCAAACUAGUUUUAUGAGUGAUCAGUGUUUAGAUCUCUAUUUUUUUUUUUCAAAUAAAAUAUGAGUUCGAAUGGAUGAAAUACAUGUAGAGAUGAUGUUAUAACGUUCCGAAAUAAAAGAAUUAUUUAUUUUUUAA
This is a messenger RNA of Diachasmimorpha longicaudata, 1747 nucleotides long. Its product is annotated as protein abrupt-like. Lineage: Eukaryota; Metazoa; Arthropoda; Insecta; Hymenoptera; Braconidae. The coding region runs from base 398 to 1474 and encodes 358 amino acids. Gene Ontology annotation, biological process: regulation of transcription by RNA polymerase II. Gene Ontology annotation, cellular component: nucleus. The record is from RefSeq and is a predicted model, not a curated record. The transcript has 7 exons. Gene Ontology annotation, molecular function: protein binding.